This is a messenger RNA of Funneliformis caledonium, 1947 nucleotides long. Lineage: Eukaryota; Fungi; Glomeromycota; Glomeromycetes; Glomerales; Glomeraceae. The record is from the annotation of a GenBank genome assembly.
AUGCCCAACGAAAUCCAUAAAUACUUCGAACGUAAAUCAACGGAAUGGAACAUUACUGAUUUUCUGGAGGAAUGUGGUGAAGAGGAUUUUCAAAAAAUGAUAGAUCAAUAUAUCAGAAGUCUCGAUACAAUUGCGAAUCUUGAGCAAGGGAAACGAAAAGCAAAAGCAGAGUUUCUUCUCACGAGAAAUAUAGACUUGAAGAAUAGUGGCAUGGCAAGGACCCGCUCGGUUCUUGUUGUUCAAGGCUACUCGCCGAGUCCACAGAACCAUGUUGGAGCACAGAUGACUCGCUCGGUUCCUUGGGUGGGCACAGGUGACUCACUCGGUUGUCUGUUGUUAAAGCCUUUCGCUGACCAGAUGGGAUGGGAAAUUAUACAGACUGAUAUGGAUAAUCCACCGGAUUUUAAGAAGGCAAGAGAAUGGAAUAGUCGUUCGCACCGGUUCCACAUCUACCAACCUGAGAUCAGUGGUAAUACGAUAAAUAACGGAACAAUCAAUGACGGAAUUUUUUAUAAUGGAUUACCCAAGGAAACUGAUGAUAAUGAAGAAAGUGACGAAAUAGAUAAUUUCUUUCGAGGUCCGUCCGGAAAAAAUUCAACCAAUCUGAUUGAGAAACGGCAGAAGCCGAAUGAGUACAACGAAGCGGACAUUGAAGAGAGCGAGGAUGCUAUUGACGAUCAAGAGGUGAGGGAUGCGACCAAUGAUAAAGUAGAAGAGGCGAAGGAAAACAAAAAAGGACCAUUUAUAAUGCGCGAACAAAAUCGAAUGGAGUUUGCGGAAUCUUAUAGGGCAAUGGACAAAAGUUAUAUGUGGAAGCUUUCAUCAGGGAGGUUUGUCGAAGAAGAGUUGCUUAAACUCGGAAAAAAUUUGGAGUUUGAACAUGCCACUCAUUCCUUCAUCCUUGAUGUUGGAGACGAGCUAAUCAUGGAACAUUUCACUGAGAAAGAACUCGAGGAGAUAGAAGGCACAACUAUUCCGGAGGUACCUGAUAUUUCGGAUGAAGUUGACGAUUUUUUGACUAAAUUCCUUGGAAAGACAAACUUAAACGAAAUCCGACAGAUAAUAAAAGAAUCGAUGUUCGGUAAUAAUUACAACCGUGAGAAGCAUCAUGACGUAGACUACAUAUGUCUUGCUUUAUAUUCACUGGUGAGGGAAAUAGAAAACGGUAAUCUCAAGAACGCAAACCUAGAAAACUGGUAUAACUGUCAUGUAUGGAAUAUAAUAUUCGACCAAGCGUUUGGAGAUGUACAGGCAGUGGCUGUUGUCAGGGGGGAAAGUACGAGUGUGUCGACAGCAACGCGUAAAAAUAAAAAAGCUAAAAGGAAACCAGGGGAACGUCGGAAAAUUGGACGUAGAGGGGAUUGGAUACUCAGAACUAUAGGCAACGGUAACAAAGAUGAAUUUGGGGCGGGGGAGGCGGGCAAGGAUUGGACGGAUGAAUAUGGGACAAAGUAUCUCAAGGAAAUUGGCUUAAAACUUCCCAAAACGCUGAAAGAUAUGUUAAUGAAUUUAAUGGAAAGGGUAAAUUGGGACAAAGAUGUGCGCAAAAAUAUCCAGACCGUCGGAAUUAUACACGAAGGUCUUAUGAUGUCAUUGGUAUAUGCCGACAAUCCGAAAGGAUAUGUCUGCAGGUUUCGUCGUGGCGACCUUAUGGAAGUACCAGAUACGGCGGAAAAAUUUGAUUCAAUCUUGACAAUAUUGGCAUCUAUCCUAACUGCAAAGUCUGCAGUCCGAAUGACAAUAGAGAUGGCUCAAACAAAAAGACAGGCUGUCAAAUCAUCAUUUAAGGGUGCAGGGUACCGAAAGCGACCUCGAGAAGAUCACCACCAGAUGCCUGCAUGUUUAUCGACUCCGAAAAAAAUAAAAAUGUGUGCCAAAAUGAACGAUAAACGACCAUACCCAUCAUCACCGUGCCCUGGAUCUCCGAGUUCUGAUCCAUUAAUUUAA